ACGGCGAGCUGUUAGGUAACGCGGUAACGAAAAUGUCAAUUUCAUCAGCCUUUAAGGAUCAAGAGAUUUUCGUGACUGGCGGGACGGGUUUUCUCGGCAAGGCGUUAAUUGAGAAAUUGUUGCGUUCAUGUACCAGCUUAGGUAAGAUCUAUGUCUUGCUACGCCCCAAGAAGGGUCAAUCGGUCGAGCAACGUUUGAAAGACCAACUCGACUCGAAAUUAUAUCAACGUCUCAGGGAAGAACAGCCGGAAUCAUUGGCCAAAGUGAUUCCCAUACGGGGUGAUGUAACGGAAUUGGGAUUAGGUAUAAGUUCCGUCGACUUGAGUCGUUUGAACAAUGUAACCGUCGUCUAUCAUUCGGCGGCCAGUGUGCGAUUUGAUGAUCCUUUACGCUCUGCGAUCCUAAUGAAUACACGUGGCACGCAUGAGCUCAUCAAAUUGGCUUUGCAAUGGAAAAAACUGAAAGCCUUUGUCCAUGUAUCAACUACCUAUUCGAAUCCCAGUGUUCUAGAGGUGGAGGAACGUGUCUAUCCACCACUAGCGGAUUGGCGUACAACCAUCAAAUUGGCUGAGACCUAUGAUGAGCAAACACUCAAUAUAUACAGUCUAAAAUAUGGCAACUUCCAACCGAAUACAUAUACAUUUACCAAAAGCCUGGCCGAGCAUGUGGUCAAUUCCUAUCGGGAUCAGUUGCCCAUUUUUAUAUUUAGACCCUCGAUAGUCAUAUCCACAUUGGAGGAACCCGUUCCGGGUUGGACAGAUAAUUUUAAUGGUCCCACUGGUCUUUUGGUUGCCUGUGGCGUUGGCAUUUUACGUUCACAGAACUGUGAUCCCGAUUGUAUUGUGGAUUUCGUGCCCGUGGAUAUUGUAGUGCGUGGCCUAAUCAUAGCUGCAUAUAAAUAUCUAAUCACACCCACUCCAGUUAAAACAAAGAGUCUAGAAAUAAUGGAAAAGGAUGAUAAACCUUUAUAUGUGGUCAAUUGUGCGACAGCAAACAUAUCACCUAUAACCAUGGGUCAGGUUAUUGAUAUAGGUAAGACCUAUAUCAGACAGAAUCCAUUCGAAAGAACACUUUGGCUACCGGGUGGCAGUAUAACCCUUUGCCCCGUACUGCAUUUUAUGAGGUUCUUUACCAUGCACAUUAUGAUGGCCAUUGUGGUAGAUACUCUUUUGCGUCUGUCUAAUGAGAAACCCUUCCUUCUUAAACUUCAACGUCGCAUUUUUGCUGCAUUUAGUGCCUUGCAAGUGUUUGCAACUACCGAAUGGCAUUUUCAAAAUCAAAAUUUUCGCGCCCUGCACGAUAUGGUGCAACAAAAUGAAAUUGUAACAUUUGGUUUCAUGCAACAUUCAAAUAUUGAUUAUGUGGCCUUCUUUCGGAAUGGAAUACGCGGAGCCAAGGAAUUUCUAUUAGGCGAGAGUCCGAAUAGCAGUAAAGCGGCACGUUUUCGUUUAAAAAUAUUCUAUAUUCUGGAUUUCACGAUUCGAGCAGUGAUUUAUGGUUUUUUGAUGUUCCUGCUGUAUAAAUUGCUUCUGAAAAUAUUCUAAGAAUAUGUUAUACAUUUCGUUCUAGUUUACGUUUUUUUUUUUUUUGCGUAGUUUUAAAUGGUAACGGUUAUUGUAAAGACGCCAUCUGUUGGAAAAAAAGGGUGAGCAGAUGCAGCACUCUCAAAAUGCAUUUUGUUAUUGUUAUCGAUAACUUAUCGAAGUACAAGUCUGAGUAAAAAACAAAAUGGCUCGC
Molecule: messenger RNA, 1737 nt
Organism: Drosophila willistoni
Lineage: Eukaryota; Metazoa; Arthropoda; Insecta; Diptera; Drosophilidae
Product: putative fatty acyl-CoA reductase CG5065
Exons: 8
Coding region: 33-1544 (503 amino acids)
Biological process (GO): long-chain fatty-acyl-CoA metabolic process
Cellular component (GO): peroxisome
Molecular function (GO): alcohol-forming very long-chain fatty acyl-CoA reductase (NADP+) activity
Source: RefSeq, a predicted model, not a curated record